GAGUCCAGGCAGACACAUCCUCAAGGGCGACAAGGCUUGGAAACACAUCCAGCUGAAGCAUCCCAGAUUUAAAGGAAGUUUUUAAGAACUUAGUGGACGCAAAAAAAUAUCUAAAAUCUCUUUCUAGCAAAGAAGAUGCCUUUCUGUAGCGUGCUGGAAAAGAGAAACGGAGUGGGGAUGGGAGGUGAGCUGACCUGCAGCGUUUGGGAGGAGAACAAGGCAAAGAGGGAGAGUUACAGUGCUGACUGGCACAGUGUUACUCUCAAGACCCAACCUCAGGACAGUCAGACCAUGAACAUGACUGAUGACUCCCGCAGAGAGACCAUGUUCCGGCAGUGGCAGUAUCGCUCUCUGAUUCAGAGCUGCCCUUCUGGAGUCUUCAGGGUGGGCACUGUGGAAAGAGGGGUGAGGGAGCACCAGCUGCUGCCAAAGAGAAACACCCUCCCACUGCCCAUCUUUAUACCUGCAGAGCUGGGUGUCAGGCUCGGACGCGGGGCCCCACACACGGAGCAGGAUCUGCAGCCCUUCCCAACGCCAGAUGGCAUCUGUCCCAGCAAGAGGAGCGUGGACGAGAUCACCAGAGACCUCCCACCGGUCAAGCCGACUCUCAUGGAGUUUGCCAAAGCACCCAAAACGCUGGGUCGCUCCAUGUCCCAGGAAGCCCAAAGAGGCUGAGAGGAAACAGACAAAAGAAGAAGUGAGGAUGUUAGGGAAAGACAGAUGGGAUGACCGAUGCAAAAUAGAUUUCACAGAGCAGAACUUGUUAGAAAGGAUUAUACCAAGAUGUACAUAAGUAGACUAGUGACAUCUAGACAGUAACCGUAGAAUUUUAGCACUACAAAUGUCACAUUUUAUCAAAGCUGGAAUUUGUUGUUCAGUGGAGUUACACGUAUUUAUGUGAAAGUAUUUGCACUGUGAUGGAGAAGGUGUCAGCUUCACCAUAGGCUGAUCAUUGCCUGUGCUGGCCAGCUGUAUACACCCUAAACGCUGAUAUUCAGUGUGAUGGUCAAACUAUGCACUUUUGUUUUGAAAAGUGCUAAUUAAAGAAAUAGUUAAUGGAUUAAGCCCAUUUUAUCUGAUAAAAGACAGAAACUGAUGUGUGUAGUAAAUGUUCAUGUAUGAAGAAGUGAUGUAUGAUGGAAAGAGGAAGGGUAAGAGGUGUGAGGAGAGAGAAAGCAUGUCAUGGAGAGUUGGUUGCCCUCCAGGAACCCAGAAGCUUCUGCCAACCUUUGAUCUGAGUGGAGAGAAGAGAAUGUACUGGCAUGGCCGCACACUGUUGGUGUGGAUAUGAGUAUGUUCAUGUGCACAUUCAAUUAAAAUAAGCAAAGAAAAUUAUUAAACUUAAUCCUUCUUAGUUGAGCUGCAGCUCAUUUGAACUUUAAAUAGAUGGUCAGCCACAGUUUGCAGUGACUAAGUUUGGACAUGGGAAUAGAUGUCCAAUGUGUGUAAUGAUUUUUUUUUCUUAGAGAUGUAUUUUUAAUAUCAAAAGUUUAAACGUUUGUUAUUUUUCUGAAUGCACAGAAAUGAAUAAAACAUUGAAAUAC
Messenger RNA from Girardinichthys multiradiatus, 1544 nucleotides. RefSeq names its product telethonin-like. The transcript has 2 exons. Gene Ontology annotation, molecular function: structural constituent of muscle; titin binding; titin Z domain binding. Gene Ontology annotation, cellular component: Z disc. The record is from RefSeq and is a predicted model, not a curated record. Bases 136 to 675 code for a protein of 179 amino acids. NCBI's taxonomy places the organism in Eukaryota, Metazoa, Chordata, Actinopteri, Cyprinodontiformes, Goodeidae. Gene Ontology annotation, biological process: skeletal muscle contraction; skeletal muscle myosin thick filament assembly; cardiac muscle tissue morphogenesis.